Messenger RNA from Globicephala melas (long-finned pilot whale), 1191 nucleotides. The record is from RefSeq and is a predicted model, not a curated record. Lineage: Eukaryota; Metazoa; Chordata; Mammalia; Artiodactyla; Delphinidae.
AUGGAUCCGGGAGGUGGACUCUGGGACUGCAGCAUCGGCGAAUUUUGGUACCGGCGGCUUAGGCCCACGCGGCUCACAGCCCGGGGCGUCUCUCCUGCUCAUGCGUCGUCCUUACACCAGCUCGGUAUCUCCUCGGCCUUGGACCCCACCCGCUGCAAGGCGCAGAGACGUUGGGGUCCUCCAAGCCAGGCUGGCCUGGAGGGAAGACGGGUUCCCCCUGGGGAGGAGAACUGCGGUCUCCUGGAGGAAUAUUCCAGCGCCUUCGUGGUCGCCCAGGUUCUCUUCUCCGCCUGUGAGCUGGGAGUCUUUGACCUUCUGGCCGAGGUCCUGGAGGCCCUGGGCUCGGCUGCAGUGGCUGCACGUCUGGGCGUCAGCUCCCGGGGGACAGAGCUACUGCUGCAUGCCUGUGUGUCCCUGAAGCUGCUUCAAGUGGAAGUGAGGAGAGAAAAAGCUGUGUAUGAAAACACAGAGCUCGCCAGCACCUACCUGGCCAGAGCCAGCCCCAAGUCCCAGCAGGACAUGCUGCUGUACGCGGCCAGGACCACCUACCUGGGCUGGGGCCACCUGGCCGCGCGGCUGUCAGGUGGGAGGAACCGGUAUCUGAAGGCCUUUGGGGUUCCCUCCGAGGAGCUCUUCACUGCCAUCUACAGGAAGAAGAUGGAUAUCCCAACAGCAGUGAGAAUCCUCUGGGCGGGGUUGCAGGCUGGUCUGCUGAAACUCCGAGAGCAGAGUCUUCUCACGCUGCCUUCCUGGUGGAGGAAAACACCGUGUGAGCCUGCAAGGAUCAGGAGAGUUUACUGGGGUCCUGGGGGGCAGAUGUCACUCCUCCGUUGUGAUGCUGGCGGGGAUGAGAAGGAAGGCCGGCCAAGCCUGCACGUUGGACACUGGGAAGCUCCCAGAACAGACGCAGGACUGGGUGGUUCCGGGGCUGUGGCCAAGGUGUGCAUGUCUCUGUACCCGGGGUCUCAGGUCACCGUGUUUGACAUCCCGGACGUGGUCCAGAUGGCAAAGAGGCACUUCUCAUUCCCGGAGGAUGAACGGAUCGGCCUCUGUGAAGGAGAUUUCUUUAAAGACUGCCUUCCAGAGCCGGAUCUGUGCAUCCUGGCCAGGGCCCUGCAUGACUGGACGGAUGAGAAGUGUUCACACUUGCUGGUGAGAAUCUGUCAAGCCUGCAAGACAGAUAUGUGGUAG